This is a messenger RNA of Aspergillus fumigatus Af293, 1743 nucleotides long. RefSeq names its product bZIP transcription factor. The record is from RefSeq and is a predicted model, not a curated record. Lineage: Eukaryota; Fungi; Ascomycota; Eurotiomycetes; Eurotiales; Aspergillaceae. The transcript has 3 exons. Bases 1 to 1743 code for a protein of 580 amino acids.
AUGGCCUUGGCCCAGCUUCUGAGCUAUCCUCUUGAAACAUCCAACUUGGCAACCGACGGAACCUGGCAAAAGCCCCAGGACCCGGACCUGAGAGCCGAGCGGAUGGGACCCCCACUCAGCUUUCACCACAGUGACCUCAUCGGGGGUUGCGUCUGGGCGGAGAGUGGCGAGGGUGGUGGUUAUGUAAGGGAGGAGAAGAGACUAGAGGGAAGGGAAUUUGAACCUUUGAAGCUCGCGCGGGAAUACUGGAAAGGUAUUUGGGGAGUGUUAAGUGUCAAAGCAUCAGUGGUGCCUGAGGUGUCAAUGUCAAGGCAAGUGGCCGACGUCAACCAGCUGCCUAUUCUGGCCGCGCCUCGUGUUCUUUACUACGUCCACUCCCUUCUUCUCUCACGACUCGCGCAACUUUUGCUCAUCAGUAUCAUCGCUGUAAUAUAUCAGGAUACAGAAUACAGAAUGGCAUCAGAGAAUGGAGGAGUUCUUCACUGGGGAACGAGCGACAGGAAAGAGAAACGAAAACCUUCCCGCCGCGACCCAGAGAAAAGACGGCAACAGAAUGCCCAAGCGCAACGUAAAUACCGUAAGGCACUCUUAUCUGACAGUGGCACAGAUACUCAUCAUUUGUUAGGAGAAAAGCUGCGUAAGCGCUUGGAUCAACUUGAAGCCAUUGCAGCAUCUGGUGCGCCAGCCUUUUCGACUCAAGGUACACCAGCUACGGCUACACGCCCGCCUGAAGGUGCCACCGGGGAUAGCUCAUCCUGCGCGCUGCUGGAUUCCAGUAUAAUAAAAUUCCCAGCAUAUGGUAUCUUAGAUAUACCUGUUUCAAGUUCAUCGGCAGUAAUUCCAGAGGAAUGCCAAUUUCCUCAGGAGUUAGAAAACAGCCUGUCGGCAUUGUCCCCGUGGGACCUGGCAACAGAUCCGCAAUCAAACGACGAUCAUUCAUGGCUGCGCGUCUGGGACUCUACAAAAUUUGUCCAUCCGUCACUUCUCAUCUGCGACAUAAAGAAGGACAGCCAUUGUCCAUACUGGACUGCCACCGUCAGUUGCGGCUGCUCCACACCACAUGUGCAGAUACGGACGCAGGGCCCUGACCCUUCUUGCUAUGGUGAUAUCAAAAUCCUCUCAAUUGAACCAGGUGCACCCGCCGCAGAUCCAUGCGCUAGCCAGCUGCGCAUCGAAACGGUCUGCACUAUAUCUGCCCUGCACGCUAUUGGGACGCAUGUUGGCAUUACCGAGGAGCUGAUCUGUGCCGACGACUCUCUCUCUCCGUUCUUCCGGUUCACCGUGGACUCGGCGGACGAUACAGCCAAGAACGACAUGAUUUGCGCCGUGCAGAGAAUAUUCACGACCCUGAAACCGGAUUUGAGACCCACCAAGGAACAAAUCACCAUCAGGCAUCAUCCCUUCAUCGAUAUUCUGCCAUCUCCGACACUGCGUAAAAACCUUAUCAAACACCAGGACGAGUUAGAUGAGGACGAGUUCUUCCAUGACAUGUUGAUCGGCCUAGUGUGUUGGGGCGGUGCGGGUGUUGGGAGGAGAGAUCGGAAUCUGUCCACCAGUUAUGCUUCGACAGGUACGCCGUGGGACGUCCGCAGCUGGGAGGCAAGAGAUUGGUUUAUCAAGAAGUACUGGAGAUUGCUAGGUGGUGAAGACGGAGAGCUCGUUCGGCAGAGUGAAUGGUGGCGCAGUAUCCGAGGGGAAGACUCGCUGGACGUGGAAGCCAGGCAAGUCACUGAAGCAACAUGA